Messenger RNA from Filobasidium floriforme, 342 nucleotides. Its product is annotated as cytochrome b5. Gene Ontology annotation, cellular component: membrane; endomembrane system. The coding region runs from base 1 to 342 and encodes 113 amino acids. NCBI's taxonomy places the organism in Eukaryota, Fungi, Basidiomycota, Tremellomycetes, Filobasidiales, Filobasidiaceae. The transcript is spliced from 3 exons. The record is from RefSeq and is a predicted model, not a curated record.
AUGUCACCCCCUUCCGCCUCUCUCGCCGCACCCAAAUCUGACCCCAUUUCCAUCGCCACCCUCUCUCAACACGACGGAUCGGAUCCAAACAAGCCCAUUUACUUGGCCAUAAAGGGAACCGUCUUUGACGUAACGGCCAAGAAAGAGAUGUACGGACCCGGAGGUAGUUACAACAUCUUUGCUGGAAAGGAUGGGAGCGUCGGACUCGGCAAAUCAUCCUUGAAGCCCGAAGACGCGAUCCCGGAUUACAAGACGCUCGAACCGGCCGAGAUGAAGGUCUUGGAUCAGUGGUACGAUUUCUUCUCAAAGAGGUACAAUGUUGUCGGCAAGGUCUCGCAGUGA